UGAGUGCACUGCAUUGAUAUCUUCCACGUUGCGCGCGAAAACCACACGAUCCCUCCCCGAUAUUACGCAGUCUAUUUAAACGCAACAUCCACACACCCAUUCCAUCACUCACCACUUUGGCCGUCUCACCUGCACGCGCGGUGCCCAGGAGAGGAUUUCAGUGAUGGAUCAGGACAAGUACCUGCCGGAGCUCGUGGCCGAGAAGGAGAGCUUGGACUCGUCGUUCGUGCACGCGAUGCGCCUUCUGGCUGAAGAGAUUGAAAAGUUUGAAGGCGACGAGUUGAGAAAAGAUGGCGAGGUGAAGAAAUACCUGGAUAUCAUCAGCAACAAAAACAUCAAACUUUCAGAGCGCGUGCUGAUCCCGGUUCAGCAGUAUCCUAAGUUUAAUUUUGUUGGGAAACUGCUGGGGCCCAGGGGCAAUUCCAUGAAAAGAUUACAAGAGGAAACGGGAGCAAAGAUGUCCAUCCUUGGCAAGGGUUCAAUGAGGGAUAAAGGCAAGGAAGAAGAGCUGAGGAAAAGUGGAGAGGCGAAAUACGCUCAUUUGAGCAACGAUCUUCACGUUUUAAUUGAGGUUUUCGCACCACCUGGAGAAGCCUAUUCCCGCAUGAGCCAUGCCCUGGAGGAGAUUAAGAAAUUCCUUGUCCCAGAUUACAAUGAUGAAAUCAGGCAGGAGCAGCUCCGCGAGCUCUCCUACUUGAAUGGCUCAGAUGAACCGAGCCGAGGAAGAAGUGCGCGGGGACGUGGAUUGCGGCUGACCUCCACAGCUUCCCCCAGAGGUCGAGGAAGUACAGCACCACCCGCUCCACCUGGACGAGGAGCAGCAGCCCCCAGAGGAACUGUGGGCUCCCGCACCUCUGUCCCCACACCAGCCAGAGGUGUAUCUGCACCCCGAGCCAGAGGAACAGCUGGAACACCUGGAUACAGAGCCCCGUCACUGCAGGCCACGCACAAGUCAUAUGAAGAUUAUGGAUAUGAUGAUGGUUAUGACGGGGAAUAUGAUGACCAGAGUUAUGAGAGCUAUGAUGACAACUACAGCAACCAGUCGAAAAGUGUCUCGGAAUAUUAUGAAUAUGGACAUGGCAACAACGAUGAAAACUACAACAAUUAUGAAGAGGACUGGAUUUCAUCUCGACCAAACCUCAAAGCUCCAGCAUCAAGACUUACUCGAGGGGGAUACAGAGAUCACCCCUAUGGUACCUGUCGCUCUGUGAGCUGAGAUGUGGUGAAUUGAAUUAGACUGGGCGCUUUGCAGUCAAUAUGUGGAGCGUACUGAUAAAACCAAUCAGUGAGAAGUGAGGGGGCUCCGUCUCAUUUGGCUGAGGUCUGAGGAAGAGCUUAUAAACACUUGCAGAUG
Molecule: messenger RNA, 1354 nt
Organism: Danio aesculapii
Lineage: Eukaryota; Metazoa; Chordata; Actinopteri; Cypriniformes; Danionidae
Gene: khdrbs2
Product: KH domain containing, RNA binding, signal transduction associated 2
Exons: 11
Coding region: 164-1216 (350 amino acids)
Biological process (GO): regulation of alternative mRNA splicing, via spliceosome
Cellular component (GO): nucleus
Molecular function (GO): poly(A) binding; mRNA binding
Source: RefSeq, a predicted model, not a curated record